Molecule: messenger RNA, 1520 nt
Organism: Aplysia californica (California sea hare)
Lineage: Eukaryota; Metazoa; Mollusca; Gastropoda; Aplysiida; Aplysiidae
Product: zinc finger protein 92 homolog
Exons: 6
Source: RefSeq, a predicted model, not a curated record
ACGUGGUGGACGAGCACAAGCUCAGCGAGUCCGCCGCCCUGGCCACGGCACACGUGACCACUUCUUCAGACGAAGAGGACCACCCUCACCACACCCUUCAGAACAACAGCAACGAUGGCGGCGUUGUCGCGACCACGACUACGACCACCGAGUCCGGCGGCGGCAACAAGGAGAGAAAGGACGUGCGCUCGGCUGUCACGCUGAGGUGCCCCGUCCUGGAUCGGAAAUCGGAAAUCGUGAAAGUGAAAGAAGCGGCCGCGUCGGACGUCAAAAAGUUUGUGGUAGACAUUUCCUCCGCUCGGACCGGAAGUGACGCCGGCGCAGACGACGAGGAGGAGGAGGAGAGUGACACGACCAAGAGGGAAAUCGACAGCAGCGUCGCCUUCACCUCCUCCUCCUCGCCCCCCGCCACUUCUGCUGCUGCUGCUGCUCGCUCGGCCGGCGGUGACGUCAGCGGCGGUUGCCAUGCCAACGAGACAAGCGACGGGGUAGCAGCGCGAGAGAGUGCAGCCAUUAGGACAGGCGACGGAACCGCCACGAUCACCACCACCACCACCACCGGCCAAGGACCGAGGCGAGAGGAGGUGGAGAAGAAGGCUGGGAGGUUGUUGGUUGUUGGGGCAGCAGACGUUUGUCGGGAAGAUAACUGCUCACACGGAAAGGAGGAAGAAGGAGAGGAGGAGGAAGAGGAUGGCAAAGGGGAGGCUCCUGCUAAGGCGAAGAAGGAAGAUGGAGAGGAGAAGACGAAUGGGGAUAAACAGCCCGAAGGAGGGCAGCUGAAGAACGACAGAAGCAAUGAAGAGGACCGUGAAACGAAAGAUGGGUGUGGUGCGGAGGAGGAGUACGUUCUGCAGUGCAUCUACUGCCCCAGCACGUACGGCCGGGCCACGCUGCUGCGAGACCACAUGCGCGCCGACCACCCCGAGAAGCCUGUGCGCUACCAGUGCCCUCGGUGUGAGCAGACCUUCCUGCUCAAGUCUCACCUGGACAAGCACCUGGCACUACACUCGCCCACCUCGCAGGCCUGCAAGGUGUGUCAAAAGACAUUUGCCAACGUGUACCGCCUGCAGCGUCACAUGAUCAGCCACUCCGAGUCCACCGACCUGCGCAAGUUCAAAUGUCCCGAAUGUGGCAAGGCUUUCAAGUUCAAGCACCAUCUCAAAGAACACAUCCGCAUCCACUCGGGAGAGAAGCCCUUCCAGUGCCCCACCUGCUCCAAACGCUUCUCGCACUCGGGCUCCUACAGCAGUCACAUGACCUCCAAGAAGUGCUGGGUCAUGGGCCAGCAGAACAAGGCAGCGCAGCAGGCUCAAGGUCGCCGGCCUCCCGUGGCCGAGCGAGAGGAGUCAGGCGGCAGGGGGGCUAACCCCGGGGCUGCGUUCCCUGGACAGGAAGGAGCAGCGGCUGCGGCAGCCGCCGGAAGGUUCUUGUUCCGACCUCUGGGUCAGGUGUUCUCGCAGCCUCUGGCCUCCCCACCACCAGGUAUGUUGUGCGUUCCCUCAGCCUUUCCUCAAGUUUGA